CCCGCCAGUCUGAAGCGCACCAUCAGCUCCAGCACCAACGCUCUCAAGAAGCGAAUGAGUAGUAAUAAACCACCGCAGAUCAACCCCAGCAGAGCCCUCAAUCGACAGCGGUCGGAGGUGUUCCUACGCUCACAGGGACGUCAAAGGUCAGAUACGGUCCUAAGUUUGAAACGGAGUGUCUCGCCAAUGCCGUCGAGGACUGAUAAGGCCGUCGAGGACCUCUCUGAGAGCUCAGAACUCAUGACCAGGGCGUCGUCGAAUGCGCGGUUGUCUACAACUAUGAGUGGUAUUGGCUUGCGGCGGACGGCUUCCAUGCUUGAGUUGGAUGCCGCUAUGGCCGACCAAGACUUUGCAGAGGUCCGGUUUGACGAUGAAAAGCUGGACCCCGAUUCCGCGGCCAAAUCAUCGUGCGAUGGGGGGUCUUUUGGGGGUCUCCCUAGCAUACCUAGUGUCACCAAUAUGGCCAACGUAUCCAAAGAAGUGGAAGGAGCAGACACGGAACCACAUAACGACUUCCAUGUGACAGGUGGACGGUCUACGAUGCAGGUAUCGCCCUCUAAUCAGAGUAGGUUGAAGUCACCCACACUGUACCAGAGGAAACUGGGCAAGACGAUGGCCGGUGCCCCGCCUGACCUUUCACCAAAAGCUGUGGGCAAUGUCACAACACGCAGCGUGGGCACUGAAACAAAGACACGGUUUGUGAACCCCUUAGACCAACCGAAGAGCUCGUCCGAAAUGGUCUUCAUUUGCAGAGCGAAGAACCCCUCCAAGGAUUACGCGCUGCGUGAUGUGAAGCUUUCGAUCAGCAGGACCACUGGGGAGAUCCGACUGUACAAUAUGGAAGAGAAGGAAAUUGGGCUUAUCUUUCCUCACAAGGUGCGCAAGUUAUCCAGCACACCGGCGACGGUUACCUUUCACUUCAAGGACAAAAAGAAAAUGCUUCUGUACACACCUGAGGGGGACGUGAUCGAAGAUCGCAUCACUGUGAUUCUGAAGAGCCUGGGCCACUAUAUCGAGGUGGACCAGAAGGGCCCGUCAAACAUAAUAGAUCUGCCGUUCGGGCUGAGGUGAAAGCCUGAGGUCUUUGUCCUUCCUUUGCCAGCGGUGGUCAAGUCAUCUGUAGGCUGUUCUCCGACUUGGAAGCCCCACCCAACACUUGCCAUCAAAAGGUAUACACAGAUAGGCUUACCACAUUCCGUUGGUAUCGAUACUGAUGCACAAGUAGCAAGCCACGCCCCACGGCCGUGUGUAUCAGGAUUUGUAUACGUCAAACGGCGUAGGUACACCAUACGUGCACUUCAACUGGCGUUGGUAUAUAGACGUGCAGCCGCUUCUGAGCUUGUGCCUGUACUCGUGUCUGGGUGUGCGCUGUAGGCUUAGACUGCACCUGUGCCUAAGUUCGGGUCUGUGUUUGUACUACAUAGCCGGAGGCUGCGUAGCCACCAAAGUUUGGUUUAUUUUAACAACAGUGCGGGCGAACAUGCUUAUAGAGGUACCACAGGACACUUACAUGUUGCUAUCACCCGUGAUCGCACCUGCAGACGCCUGUUGGAAGGUUAUCUGCAAUCAGUCUAUACUAUUUAGAGAAGAUAUUGGGGUCGUGAGUGUCAGUAUCCAAUGGAUUAAUCGGGAUGGUUGUCGUUUCUAUCCUGAUUUAAUGCAACAUCUAAUACAGAAUGGCUCACGAUCAGUUAGUAAAGAGGGUCGGAUUUCUUCUAAAACACAGAGAAAUCCAGAUCAAGCGAAUUACCACACAGUUAUAUAGGACCUUUCUUUGAAGCACAACGUGCUGAACAUGGUGGUACUUUUCACUCACAGGAAUAAAAUACAAUGAUAUUUUGAAC
This is a messenger RNA of Sphaeroforma arctica JP610, 1844 nucleotides long. RefSeq lists its product as hypothetical. The transcript is spliced from 6 exons. The record is from RefSeq and is a predicted model, not a curated record. Bases 55 to 1071 code for a protein of 338 amino acids. Lineage: Eukaryota; Ichthyosporea; Ichthyophonida.